Molecule: messenger RNA, 3365 nt
Organism: Monascus purpureus
Lineage: Eukaryota; Fungi; Ascomycota; Eurotiomycetes; Eurotiales; Aspergillaceae
Source: the annotation of a GenBank genome assembly
CAGAACCAUUCCUAUGUAAUUAUAUGAGUAGCACCGUAGCACGGCAGAUGCAGUGGCUACAUCAGUAUGCAGAACUGCCCGGGGACGAUGACGAUAGCCCAUCGGCUAGUGGCUAAGCUGGGGCAAAGCGAUGGCCUGGAUGUACCUGUCUGGCCGGCGGAGUGCCCUGCCAUGGCCCUGUCCAUCCUGUCGCUCUCCCCACUCCUUGGCCCUCUCUCGCCCGGCCUCUUUGGCAUCAUUUCCGUGCCUCGUUCUCUCUCCUCUCCUCUCCUCUCCUCUCUCCUCACCCCAAUCCUAAUCCCUCUUCUCUUUCUCUGCGUCCCUCCCUUCGCUGCUCCAUUCCAUCCUCCCAACCCUUCCUUCCUCUCAUUCAUGCAUGCAGCGGUCUCUUCUUCAACCCUCUUGGACUUCAUCCUGGUACCUUUGACCUUCCUUUGACCCACAUCUAUCUAUAUCUGUCGCUGUCUCACUCACCUUCUCUUUCUCCUCUCGCUUUAUCUCAUCCUCUUAGUCCAUUCCAUUGUUUGUUCUGAUCUAUGGAGGCUUCCCCUGCUUUUCUUCUCAGUGCUCCCGCCUGCUGAUCCUGCAGCUCCUACGCUGCCCUCUUGUCUUCCUCGGCCCAUUCUCGAUUCCUUUCCUUUUCUUCUCCUCGAUCCGCUUCACCAUGUCUGCUCUGUAUAUCCCCGAGGCCGGAUUGUCUCUCCGCAGAGAUGAUCCUCCCGCCGUUGACGGUCCCUCAUCCAAACCCACCCAGAUCAUGCGAUUGAACCUGGCCCAAAGCACUCUCGACGAACUCAUUCAGAGUCUCCGCAACGACCAGAAAGCUCGUAUCCGUCUGGGCAAACACCAAACCCUCUACUACGGGUCUAAGUUUCAGCAGUUCCAUUCCGUUCCUGAAGCCCACCGCUCCGAAAUCUAUACCUGCACCCCCGGUGAUAGAGAGAACCUCUACUUUACCGGUCUUCUCAGUCAUACCCUGGAGGUUCAGAAGGCCAAGGAAGCCACUGCCGCUACCGAUCAGGCCCUGGCCAAUCUCGAGCAAAGCUUACAUGCAUUUGAACGAGGAAAAGAGUCAAAGAAGACUCAUAUCAUCACCGACAUUGAUCAGGUCAGGGCUCUGAAGUCGGGGAAAAACCGCCCAUCGCGUCUCCCCACCGGUAGGAGUGAUCUUGAGAAGGACCGCCUCUUCAACAAACAUCAUGCAGCCAGCCGCUCCUUGUCGUCCAGCCCCCUGGGUCUGUCUCUCUCCCCCGCCUCCCAUCCUGCUCCCACGCCCACAUCUGCUCCGUUACCGCAAAGCAAGGACCAGAUUCGCCUCGAUGCCCUCAAGGUCCCCCUUAUCCACCUUCUCGCUGUCCGCGCCGUCUCGGCCAAAUACCUUGCGCGGCAAACCCGCUCCUCCCUUGAUGACUGCUUGACUCUGGUUCGGAAGUACGGUGUGGAAAAUCGACUGGAUCGGGAAAAAUUUGACCUGAAAGACAAGGCAUACAGAGAGCUGGAUGUGUGGAAAUUCCCUUAUCCGUCCCAAGAGGACCGGCAGGAGGCCAUUGAAAAUGCCAUUUCUGCGUUCGAUCGCAUGCGCAUCUCCCGUUCAGACAAACUCUGGCAAUCGCUUCUUCCGAAAGAAGAAAGGGGCAAGGGUAAGGUCCUUUCGCGGCUGGACUUGCGGACGGGUCCCGUCAAAAAGUCUCUUACUCCCCGGAUACAAAUCCACGCAUCGGAAGACACCACCAAGGAGGGCUACACGACCGGUACAGAAACCGAUCGUACCAACAAUAACGGGCUGGCACCGAGGACGGCCGAGAAGACCAAGGAUGUGGCUCCUCAGAAGGCCGGCAUCGCUGCAGCGAAGAAGAAACGCGCAAGCGAGAAGGAUGCACCCGCGAAACGAGGUCCUGCCAAGGGAAAGAAUGCCAACAACAGCACCUUGACUGGACGCGUCACCAAAAAGGCAGAGAGGAAGCCAGUUUCGAAGAUCAAGUCUGCUGAAUUCGUCCAUGAUUCUGACGAGGAUGAUACGGACAUGCCAGAUGCAGCUUCAUCGUCGUCAUCAUCACUGGCCGUGAAGCAGCAUCAGACACAGCAGAAAGCACAACCGUCCCCCUCUCCAAAUACAAGUCAUGACAAGCCAAAUUCAUCUCACGCUGCGACGUCCCGGGCGGCUAAGCCCGAUUCUAGGCCUGUCCCAAAACAGUCGCCUCAAGGGGCCCGCACUACUGCUACUGCUGCUGCUACUGCUACUACAUCGCAGAAACACCCACCGUCGCAGUUGUCGAAAUCUGCGUCUCCGCGGAAACCGUCCCCCGUCCGAUAUUCGCCUCCCACCAAUUCCUCGGACUCCCGCGGCCACAGUCGUUCUUCGAGUCGAAACACAGCUACCUCGAGCUCGUCGUCCUCUCCCCUCAUCGCUCAGGUGUCCAAGGGCAGACAACCCGACAGGCCGGCCAAUCCUCCGGCAUCAAAAUCGAUCAAACCGAAUGGCGGCGUGAAUGGCACGUCGAAUGGCGUGGCAAAGCCCAAAAGAGAGACGGCCGUUCCCUUGAAGCGUAAGGCAGAACCACAACAGCCACCGGUGACUGAGUCCCAGAAUGCAGGGCGACCUAACGGGCAUGUGGAUCAUAAACGACGACGGGCGACGAGCAUCUCGAGUGGAAGCACAGGCAGUGACUCACCAUCGAUGGGUCGCGAGUUUCUUCUUCAGCAGCUACGGGAGAAGUCGCAGCGAUUCAAACAAUACUACGCCAAGUAUAGAGCACUUCAUGACUCGCUGGCAUCACUCGUAAACCCACCGCAGGCGGACUUGGAGAAGCUGCAGUUACAGCACAAGCGGCUUCAACGGAUGAAAGAAGAGAUAUGGGAUGAGGAUCGACGACUACGAAAAGGACCGUGAUAUCUUUGAAGCGGUGAUGAUCAUAUUCACUUUGUUUUGGUUAAUGUUGGACACUGCAUUUUGGCCAUUAUACCUGUCUCAUGGUCAUUUGGAAAUACCUAUCUUGUUGGCCUUUUACUAAUUAUCUACAGCAUGUGCAAGCCGGUCUGUUUGCAUCAAGUUUCUUUAUUUCCUCUAUUAUUUUUUUUAUUUAAUUCUUUUUUUGAUUUUGCAGCGUAUUGCAUUUGCAUUGAUGCCAUGUUCCCCAGCUGCGGCAGAAAUGCAAGUGGCUUUAAUGCAUGUUGAGAUAGCAUGGGCUUCUACCAGAAGAAGCGAUUUGCAGGACCCCAGCGAUAUGCCGACAGAGCUUACAGAGCUUUUAUAGAUAUUAUGAUUCAGCUUAGAAGUUGAAUAAAAACAUAUUCAGGACCAGGACGAAGCGUUGCUUUGUACAAUAGGAUUUCGUAUGACGCUGUCCUUCUCCUCUGACUACCAC